Molecule: messenger RNA, 1992 nt
Organism: Eremothecium sinecaudum
Lineage: Eukaryota; Fungi; Ascomycota; Saccharomycetes; Saccharomycetales; Saccharomycetaceae
Gene: MRE11
Product: MRX complex nuclease subunit
Exons: 1
Coding region: 1-1992 (663 amino acids)
Biological process (GO): double-strand break repair via nonhomologous end joining; mitotic G2 DNA damage checkpoint signaling; mitotic intra-S DNA damage checkpoint signaling
Cellular component (GO): Mre11 complex; nucleus
Molecular function (GO): DNA endonuclease activity; manganese ion binding; 3'-5'-DNA exonuclease activity
Source: RefSeq, a predicted model, not a curated record
AUGGAGCAAUCACAUAUUGAAUUGGAUGAAUACCCUGAACCUAACACUAUUCGUAUACUUGUGACCACUGACAAUCAUGUUGGUUAUAAUGAAUCCGACCCUAUAACUGGAGAUGAUUCGUGGAUAACGUUCCACGAGAUAAUGAUGCUAGCAAAAGAUAAAAAUGUGGACAUGAUACUGCAAUGCGGUGAUUUAUUCCAUGUAAACAAACCCUCCAAGAAAUCUAUGUAUCAGGUGAUGAGAUCAAUACGACUUGCUUGUAUGGGCGAUAAGCCAUGUGAAUUAGAACUAUUAAACGAUCCAUCUGAUAUUUUUACGACUAGUGAGUUUAAUACAGUGAACUACGAAGAUCCCAAUUUUAAUAUAGCAAUUCCUAUUUUUGCAAUAGCAGGAAAUCACGAUGAUGCUUCGGGUCAUGGUUUACUUACGCCGAUGGAUGUGCUACAGGUAUCUGGAUUAGUGAACCAUUUCGGAAAAUUCAAACAGGCAGACAAUAUUGAUCUAACGCCGCUUUUGUUUCAGAAAGGAAGAACAAAACUUGCCUUGUACGGGCUUUCUUCCGUUAGAGAGGAGCGGCUAUUCCGGACCUUUAAAGAAGGCAAUGUAAAGUUCAAUAUACCGUCGGAGGCGCAGGAGGAAUGGUUUAAUAUCAUGUGCGUGCACCAAAACCACUCUAGUCACUCUAAUACUGCAUUUUUACCGGAGGCUGUUCUCCCAGAUUUCUUAAACAUGGUCAUUUGGGGACAUGAACAUGAAUGUAUACCUCAUUUAGUUCAUAACCCAUCGAAAGGUUUCGACGUUUUGCAACCAGGAUCCAGUGUUGCAACUGCUCUUUGCGAAGCCGAAUCUAAGGAUAAACAUGUAUUCAUAUUGGAACUGAAACAAGGCGAGCCUCCGACAUUAGUUAAUAUCCCAUUGACUACUGUAAGACCGUUUUUGAUGGAAGAAAUAUCACUAGCCGAUGUCCCUGAACUCAAACCUCACGAUAAGGUAGGGAUAUCUCAAUACCUAGUUGAAAAAGUUAACUCAUUGAUAGAAAAGGCCAAUAGGAUGGGUGCAGAGAAGGCCGGUGUAGUAUAUGAUGAAGCUAAUAUUGACGAUCAACCAUUGCCGCUGAUUCGCUUGCGCGUGAACUACAGCAGUCCAACCAACUCAGCCAUUGAUUAUCAGGUCGAGAAUCCAAGGCGCUUUAGCAAUAGAUUUGUGGGCCGUGUUGCGAACGCUACUAAUGUUGUAUACUUCCAUAAGAAAAGAAGCCAAGCUCGUACCUUAAAAAAGGGGAGCCCUAUCGAUUUGGACGCUAUGCAUGAAUAUAAUCAUGAAAAUGGAGAUCUAAAGGUACAGACACUGGUUAACAAGUUUUUAGUUGGCAUGAACUUGUCAUUGCUUCCUGAGAAUGGGAUGAAUGAGGCUGUUCGUAAGUUUGUCGACAAAGAUGACCGGAAUGCAUUACAGGACUUCAUUGACCGGGAAGUGAACAAUGAAGUUAAAAUAUUAGCCGAGAAUAAGGACAUAAUUGGAAAUGAAGAAUAUGACAACUUCAAGAAUAUCAUAAAGCAAUCAAAGCGAACCACCCAAAGUACUUCUGAGGAGCCCUUGCCAAAAGUUGAAGCCGUUGAUCCACCGCUUCGAAGAAGCCCUCGGAAGAGAGCUUCCGCUAAGAAAGCUAAAGAGGCCGUUUCUGCUGAAAUUGUAGACUCAGAUGAUGAUAUCAUGGAAGGAAUUGAACCAGCAGAAGUACCUGCCGACCAUGAUAGUGACGUCCAAGUGAUUUUAAGUGAUGAUGAUGUAUCGGAUAUUAAUGAAGACAUGCAACCCAAACCACAACCUAAAAGGAAGUCUAGGGCUUCUACAAGGUCAACUACCAAGAAAAAACCCGCACAAGCUGAAUCGAGUGCUACUAAAAAGACCAAAAAUGCCUCUUCAUCUACUCCUAAGACGGCUAUGUUGCAGGCGUUACUAAAUCGCAAAAGGGGUGCAAACAAAGACUAA